Molecule: messenger RNA, 6172 nt
Organism: Xiphias gladius (swordfish)
Lineage: Eukaryota; Metazoa; Chordata; Actinopteri; Istiophoriformes; Xiphiidae
Gene: cilp2
Product: cartilage intermediate layer protein 2
Exons: 10
Coding region: 1-3753 (1250 amino acids)
Source: RefSeq, a predicted model, not a curated record
AUGUUGGAAUUGAAUAAGGUGGCACUCCUGCUGUCUUUCCUGGCUUCAGCUGCUCUGGGCCAAGGAUCUGUGAGGACCAGGAGCCAGUCAGACAGGAGCAGGAGAGGGGUCCUCAACACCUUUACUGACACACAGACAACAGGCUUGACAGAGUGGACAUCUUGGUUCAACAUCGACCAUCCCGGGGGCAAUGGAGACUAUGAGCGGCUGGAAGCGAUUCGUUUCUAUUACAGAGAGAGAGUUUGUGCACGGCCCAUGGCCAUGGAGGCUCGCACUACAGAUUGGGUGGCAGCAUCAGACACUGGGGAAGUCGUCCACUCCAGUCUAGAUAAGGGCUUCUGGUGCAUCAACAAGGAACAGCCCCAUGGACAUGUCUGCUCCAACUACCAUGUCCGCUUUCAGUGUCCUCCAGUGCAGAGCUAUUGGACAGACUGGAGUGAGUGGGGUCCCUGUUCAGCCAUGGCUUGUAAUGAUGUAGGGAUCCAAGUCCGCCAGAGGAAAUGUGUCAGUACCCAGCCGAUGCCUCUCCUGUUGGUGCCAGCAUGCCAGGGGCACCAUUCAGAGAGGAGGGAGUGCUCCACCCCUCCAUGUUCAGCCAAGUGGAGUCCGUGGGGUCAGUGGGGGACAUGUUCAGUGACCUGUGGUGGAGGUCGCAGGAUUAGGAGGAGGACCUGUGUGAGGACCUCCGUAACAGUGCAGUGUACUGGACGGCCUGUUGAAAUACAGAAGUGUGGGAAGAGUCCAUGCCCAGCCAAAUGUCAGCGUGUGUGCACCGAGGGUCAUCCCAGUGAGGACUGCAGCCGCUGUGUGUGUGACGGCCAUGUGCUGCAUGGAGAAGUCCAUAGUGUGACUGGUGUCCCUGUGGCAGAUGUUUGGGUGGCACUGGCCAGCCAGCCCAAGGUUGUCCGUGCUCGUACAGAUGCCAAAGGUCAGUUCAGGCUCACAGGAUUUUGCUCCUCCAGCUCAACCUUGAUCAUCAUGAGGAAGGAGAAGUUUGCCCCGAUCACUGUCUCCACCUACAGUAAUGCCACUGGGUUGUCCUGGGUACGGGCCGUCCUCAAAUCAGCUGAAAAGCCGUACAUUGUGAAGCACCCAGAGGACAAAGUGCGAUAUGAGGGAGGACGGGUGCUGUUUUGCUGCAAGGCAACGGGAUCACCAGUACCUGACAAAUAUUACUGGUACCACAAUGGGACUCUGCUGGACAGGAAGGUGUACAAGUAUGAAGAGGACCUUGUACUGCGGGACCUGAAACUAGAGCAGUCAGGAGAGUAUUACUGCAAAACCAGCAGCCCCGCAGGCAGCAUCAAGUCCUCCCCAGCCUCCCUCACUGUGAUUGCAAAAGGAACACCAGCAUGCAAUUCCACCCCUGAGAUGCAUCUCAUCAGACUGCCUAUGGACUGUGUUCAACCCGGAACUGACUCCAAGCACUACAAUGCUGGUCGCUGCCUUCACAACAAAUGUGCUGGCUCCCUAGACUUUGAUAUACGCUGCAGAGAUGGAGCCGGAUUCUGCUGUGGGGUCCAAAAUAUGGAAAGUCGAAUCAUUGACUGUGGGAGUUACAAUCUCCCUAUCCGGGCUGUGACACAGUGCAGCUGUCAGGAGUGUGUGCAGCCGACUGUGCUUGUUCGUGGCAGAGUAGUCACAGCUGACAAUGAUGAGCCUCUGCGUUUUGGGCACAUCUACAUCGGUAAAGAGAGAGUCGGCACCACUGGAUACCAAGGAGGCUUCACAUUACAAAUUUCUCCUGAUACACAGAGAUUAGUCGUAAAUUUUGUUGACCCCAGUCAGAAGUUUCUUGACACUCCUAAGGUGUUCAUCUUUGACAAGAAAGGUGGAUCCAUCUACCAUGACGUGAAGGUGAUGAGAAAGCAGACACCAAUUGAUAUCGAUGCAGGAGAGACCAACUCUAUUAAUCUCGGAGAAAUUAAAGGGGAAGACCCCAUAGGGCAGUUGGUUAUUCCGCCCAAUUCCUUCCAUAAGGACAAUGGAGAAAUCUAUGAGGGGACUGUAAAAGCCAGCGUCACAUUCAUUGACCCUAGAAACAUCACCAUGGCUGCUGCAACGCCUGGCGAUCUCAACUUUGUGGACGAUGAGGGUGAUAUGCUACCUUUGAGGACCUAUGGCAUGUUCUCCGUAGACUUCAGAGAUGAGACCAACAAGGAAGUACUUGGAGCUGGAGCUGUACAAGUCCUCCUUGACACACAGCACGUCAAAAUGCAAGAGCAUAUUCCCAAAAUGAAACUGUGGUCUUUAAACCCAGACACGGGAGUCUGGGAAGAGGAGAGUGACUUUUCGUACACCAAAACAACUACCGGAGGUCAUGGGCGGAGCAAACGAGAGGAGCGCACAUUCCUCAUAGGCAACAUGGAGAUCAGAGAACGUAGACUCUUUAACUUAGAUGUGCCCGAAAACAGACGCUGCUACGUCAAAGUCCGGGCCUACAUGAGUGACAAGUUCCUUCCGAGCGAACAGCUGGAAGGUGUUGUGAUCAGCCUGAUAAACUUGGAGCCCAAGCCUGGAUAUUCAUCUAAUCCUAGAGCAUGGGGCCGAUUCGACAGUGUCAUAACUGGAUCCAAUGGGGCCUGUUUACCAGCUUUCUGUGAUGCCCAGAGGCCUGAUGCUUACACAGCUUAUGUUACUGCAAUGAUGGGUGGGGAAGAACUUGAGGCGGCUCCUUCCUCUCCCAAGAUGAAUCCAAACAUCAUUGGAGUGUCUCAGCCAUAUCUGGAUAAAAUAGACUAUCAGCGUUCAGACCAUGAGGAUCCAGCUCUGAAGAAAACAGCCUUUAGAAUCAACUUGGCCAAGCCUAACCAAAACAAUCUUGAUGAGACCAAUGGGCCCAUAUACCCGUAUCAGAAUUUAAUAGCUUGUGAAAAUGCCCCUGUUAAUGCAAAUCAUUUCAGAUUCUUCAGAGUGGAAAAGGACAAGUACGAAUACAAUGUUGUUCCCUUUGAGGAGAAUGAUUUGACGACCUGGACAGGAGACUACCUCUCCUGGUGGCCAAAUCCACAGGAGUUCAGAGCAUGCUUCAUUAAGGUUAAGAUCCAUGGACAGAAGGAGGUGAUGGUCAGGUCAAAGAAUCUGGGAGGGACACACAGAGAAACAAAAGGCAAACUUUACGGCAUUAGAGACAUUCGCAGCACCCGGGACAUGCGAGAGGCCAACACCUCGGCGGCCUGUGUGGAGUUCAAAUGCAGCGGCAUGUUGUUUGAUCAAGCUGAGGUGGACAGAUCCCUCAUAUCGGUCCUUCCACAAGGGAACUGUCGCAAGAUCAGCACCAACAGCCUCCUACAGGAGUAUCUCAUCAAACAUCCACCAGUUGCUCAAAACAAUGAGUCCCAUGCAUUCACUAUGCUAGCUCCUGUUGAUCCUCUGGGACACAACUAUGGCAUCUACACAGUCACAGACCAGAAUCCCAGGGUGGCCAAGGAGAUUGCCAUUGGGCGCUGCUUUGAUGGCACUUCAGAUGGUUUCUCCAGGGAGAUGAAGUCAGACUCUGGAGUAGCAUUGACCUUCAGCUGUCCUGAGAGGAAAAUUAACAGAGAAAGCCUCUUCCAGCGCCUGCAGACCAAUCCAGGUCAGACACUAGCUCAGAUGGCAAGGGAUAUGCGGGAGCUGGAAGGUCUACAGGUGCAGAGAUCAUCCACCCAGGUGGUGGCCUAUCCUUCAGAGCAGCAGGGCAGGACCCAGAGUCGCAGAGUCAGCUCUACAACCAGGAGGAGAAUGUCCAUUCGCACACAGCAGCGCCAAUAGAGAUAGUGGGGUAUUCUGUUGAGACUGAUAUGACGGCAUCAUGUCGAGGAAGUAAAAGUUGUCCAUCUGUUUAUGAGUAUGAACUCCCUCUUGAUGAAACUCAAAACCAAGGCAUAAGGCAAUUCAGCAAUUCAGCAAUAUCAUCAAGUUGAUGAAGAUAUUCAUUAGUCUUAAACUUGAAGGGAUUGAUAUAUUCAUUUCUUCCUUCUUUCCUAAAAGACAGACAUCAUUUUUUUUAUACCUAACAAAGUGAUUGGCAGUUAUUUAAUUGGCUUUGUUCUAACUUUCUGAAAUUAAUGGAAUAAAUUGACAGUUGAGAAUGUAACUUUUAUUAGACCUCAUUUGUGGCAUUCCACUUUCCCCAUGGUGGUUGUUUUUGCUGAUGUCUUUCCAUACUUGAGUUGAAACCAAACCUUCAAAAACUGUAAAUACUAUGCCAGGCCCCAAACACUCCAUAAUUGGCCAUUGCUUUCCACUGAACUCAUACUUCUCUUCAAGAUCAGAAUGAAUAAAACAUGAGGUCUUGUUGUCUGCAGCAGACACUGAGCCCUUUUUCUACAAACUGGGAUUCUCUCUCCACCAAUGGGACACACACUCGAAGGAGACAGUGGGGUGUGGCAUGCCAUCCUGGGAACAAAGGAUGUUUUCAGUCAUGCUUCUUAAUGUUUUUCAUUAGCAUGCCACAUUGCCAACAGUGAUUCAGCUAAAUGUCCUACUUAGAAUGUGCAAGACCAAGGCCUGCACCAAGACAGGCAUGGAUCUCACUAGUAGCAGAAGUAUAAAAUCAGGAUAAUUAAUUGCAAGGUAUGACAUAAUUUCCUUUUGUACUCUGCACAUUCCAAAUUAGCACAUCACCAAACAAAAUGUCACUCAAAAAUAUAUAUGUUACCCAAUAUUUCAUUUUCUUAGAAACUGUUACAGAGGCUCAUUCAGGGUCUAAAUUAACCUUUUUGGGUAAUGUGUUUUUGAGCUGCCUUUAUAUCAUGAAGUGCAAUAACUGUGUGGUAUAAUUUAACUUGAGAGUUAUUAAAAAUCAGCAUGUAACAAAAUAUUACAAUGCAUGAAAAAUGCUUCUGGUGAAUGAAAAAACAAUUUUUUCAGUACAUCCAGCCGGCAGUAUGGUUAGGGUGUUUGUAAGAGAUCUUGCACAGGACUCAUUUUGAGUAAUUUUCAGCAAAUAAUUUAACUGCUAUGUAAUCAUUUUUUGGCAUUCUGAGCUGCAUAAAAUCUAUUAACCUGUUCAUGCUUUGCUGCAUGACUCAGUUGAUUUUACAGUUUGUACACCCCAGUAAUCUUUUCAACUCCAGAGAGCGAUCUUGUUACUGUAAGUUAAAAACUCUAAGUGGUGCCUUCUCCUCAUUAAUAAAACCCACUACAUGAUAUCUGUGCCAUAGUUCCAUACUUAUGAAUUUACAGGCACUUUGACAGUAUGAGCAAUAGUAUCAGUAAAUUUUAAGUAUAAAUUUUGAAAGAUUUUCACACAGAUACAUUAUUAUAAUUAGAUAGAAGAAUAACAGGGUAUUUGAAUUGAAGUCAGUAAUAGGAAGAAACUUCACUCAGUGAUAAAAGCUCCAGACUUGUUUAUCUGCAAAUUGGGCUCUUGCAGACCCAUGGGAAAAGCUUAUCAAGCUGAACUAAUCCAAAACCAAAUAAGGUGGACUGUGGUCCAUGAAGAAACUAGGAGAAGCUGACAAGUAAAUAUAAGCCUACUGUUAAUUAGAAAAUAAAUUACAUAUUCACUUGAGAAGUAAUAAAACAGUUUGGCCCUGACUCUCACAAACAUGCAAACAAGUUCAUUUCCAGGAAAAAAAGGAUGAAGCCAAGUAAUGAACAUUAUACUGGGCUUAAGAGGAUCAUGGUCAAACAUAUUUACCAUCAAAAUGGCAUCCAGCCCACAGUGCAGUUAACUCGUAAAGGUGUUUCAGCUAAAUCCAUUUAAGCCUCGCUACUUUUAUAUUCCUAGCAAAAGGCAACAGUUUAUUUAUGUGAUAAAAGGUGCAAGUUGUGAAGUUUUCCAUAUGAGAACCAAACCUACACUUGAACUUGGCCCUUUGAAGAACAGUCUCUUUCCUUUAUGUACUGAGUAGCACACUCCAGAAAACAGAAAAAUAUAGAGUGACAACUUGUGAUACCUUCACUAUUAUCGCUGACCUCUCUAAUCAUAGGCCUGCAGGCUUUCUACAGGUUGAACACUUCAGAUCUCCAGAUUAAUACACACAUCUCCCUACAGCAGAAGUGGUAUCCAACCUCUAAGAAAGAUGAUGAUUGAAUCCAGGUGUGGGAAGAGAUAAGUCCCAUAAAAAUGCAAUGGUGUGUGAAGUCAGCUGAGGAGGCCCAACAGCUGUAGAGCAACUGGAGGAAAUGUUAGCCCAAAGACAUCAAGAUAAAGAGGAGCAAGAUUAUUUAGUGAUGGAUUAAU